ACUUUCACCGGGGGUCAAACGGUGAUCUGAACGUUUUCCGGAAGCCGUGCAGAGAGAGCUUCAGGUCGACGUUUGUUGUUGUUGUUGUGGAUUGCUUUGGAUCCGCUCACCAGCUGUCUGGGAGUAGGGUCAGCGGAGAAACGAGCAGGCUGAAGUCAUUUUCCCCGUCGGAUGAAUGGCAGUCACGGCGGUGAGAGCGGCGGCAGCCGCGGGAGGUCCAGCGUCUUUGUCCCGCUUCAGGGGAGCGCUGGUCGCGGGUGUGCUAGGAGACUGUAUCGGAGGAGAGUUUGAAGGGGCGGAGGAGGUUCCCAUGGAGAGUGUGCUGCAGCACCUCAGCAGCCUGGACGACGAAACUAAAGGAACAGGGAAGGAAUGCAGUUUAAAAGAAGCAGAGAAGCCAUUCUGUGAACGUCUCCACCGAAUCAGAGACCUGAUGGACAGGAGCAAAGUUAGCAUAGAGGAAGUCAUCUCUGAACUGGGUAAUGGCAUUGCAGCUCUUCACUCCGUCCCCACUGCAAUCUUCUGUGUGCUCCACUGCCUGCAACCCCGGGAAUGCCUCCCAGAGAGCUACGGCGGCGUGGAGAGGACGAUAGCGUACAGCCUGGCGCUGGGAGGGGACACUGAUACCAUAGCCUGCAUGGCUGGGGCCAUCGCGGGGGCCCACUACGGCAUCGAGACCAUCCCUCAGUCCUGGAUAAGGUGCUGUGAGGGGGUGGAGGAUGCAGACCAGUAUGCAGAGAGGCUUUACAAGCUGUACCACCAGUCGCCACUGGGGGGCAAAGGCGAGACAGGCGAGCAGAGUGGCGAAAACAGGUCAACUGCUGCUAAUGGCACAGAGAAGAAAACUGGAGUAGAGUGAUGGAUCAGUCACAUUGUCAUUAAAAGACUUUCACACACAUAAAGAACGUGUAAAAAAGACUUUAAAUUUUGUUUUGUUUGGAAAAGCUUUUUUUGGGGGGGAUCUUCAUGGUAUUAAAUAAUUUAAGCUUUGAGGAAGAAAGUGAUUUUUCCAAACUGUCAACAUGAAAUUUAUUAAGUAUCUGAAAAUUAGAGCUGAAGAAAAUUUCCAGUCUUAAUUUUGAGAAUGUGGCUUUUACACAAACUGCCAAACUUCUCUGAACGCCAAUCCAAAAGUGGUCUAAAUAUGAAUAAACAGCAUAUUCAUACACGCUCUCUUUUCCUUGCUUUCCCCUGAUUUAUGUCCUGUCUCGUGAAAGUUGCACUAUAAAUUGACCAUGUCUUGUUUUAGCAAUUUGGUGAAAAAUAUUUAAUAAACUUUUUAUUUUCUUUUUAAUUCA
Molecule: messenger RNA, 1298 nt
Organism: Neolamprologus brichardi
Lineage: Eukaryota; Metazoa; Chordata; Actinopteri; Cichliformes; Cichlidae
Source: RefSeq, a predicted model, not a curated record